UUCAAUAUGGCACCCUUUUGAUUACCAGAUACAUUUCGCUUGUUUAAAGCUGUUUGGAUUUCCUUUACUCUUUCUUCUAUUUGCCGCUGUUUAAGAGGGAAGGAAUGGAAAAGCAUAGAACUGCCUCCCCAAUUCAAGUGACUGCAAAGCCGAUCCUUCAACCGAAGGUUGGAGUGAUACCCCAGGCCUCAGGUUCAGCUUUACCAAGUGGAGGCAAUGGCAACACCUACAAAGUACGAGUACCAAGGCACCUUGCAAAGAAAUAUUCAGUCAUGCGUUUUCAGAGCACAAAAGUAGACUUCUCAUCAAUCACAAAGGCUCAGAUGUCCCGUCAAACAGAUGCAAUUGAAGAGAGAGAAAGUGAAAAUAUGCCAACUUAUGGAGCAGGUAGUGAAUUCGGCAGAGAAAGACGCGAGGAUGCUCGCAAGAAACGUUUUGGGUUUGUUCCAAAACCCAAGAACCCUGAAGCAGCACCAUGGAAUUUGAGGCUUGGUGGCAAAACUGGGAAAAGGUUUACUGGUAGGAAGGAGGCAGGAAUCAAUGAGAAUUCCUCAUAUUACAUACUGACUCAGUGCGAAGAUGGUGCAUUUGAAGCUGUGCCAGUGAAUAACUGGUAUAAUUUUACAGCUGACAUAAAGUAUCAGACUUUAACAGCUGACGAAGCUGAGGAAGAGUUUGGUCGCCGUGAAAAGACAGUCAAUUAUUUUUCAUUGAUGGUGAAAAAACGACUAAUGGAUAACAAAGAAGACUCAGAAGAAGGUGAUGAGGUAAAACUGGACAAAAAUGCAAAAGCAGCAAGUAGAACGAGCAAUCUGAUCAUUCAUGAUGAUGAAAGAGGUUUAUCUUUGUCAGAAGAAGAGGAUUAUGAUGAUGAUGAAGAGGAAGGUCUAAGAAAAAACAAAAGCAAGGAAGAUAAACAAGAUAAGAAGGUCAAACAUAAAGGUGGACAGAAGCAACAAAAGAAAAUGAAGAAGGGUUCAGAUGUUGACAGUGACGCAUCCUCAGAGGAAGAUGGCUACUUAGAUUCUAAGGAGGUUGACUAUCUGUCUGAUAGUUCCUCUUCUUCUGAGGAAGCAGUUAAGAAUGUGGAAGUGACUAAACCCAAAGCUGAAGAUGACCUGAAUGCGGAGGAGACAUCAAGUGACGAAGAAGACGAUUUGACGCAAGAGGGACAGGAACUAAAAGACAUGUUGGAUCGAGAGGAAGGGCGAGAGUCCUGGGAUGAAGAAGAUGAAGAUCCUGACCAGGAUGAAAUCAAAGGCACUUCUGCUCUGUUUUUACAAGGCGAUAAAAAAAGAAAAAAGAAGUCUGGCAGUGGAUCCAGUACAUCAUCCAAUAGUCGUUCAUCGACUCCUACUGCGGCUGUGGAUGGUACUGCCAACACCAUUGCUGCUGCUGUCAGUAAGCUUAGUCAGGAUAGACCAGGAACACCUUCAAAAGCCAAAAAGCGUCCAGCAAGCUCAGCCAAGAAAGGCGCCACGAGUGAGGAGGGGGGUUCUGCUUCCAAGAAGCCUCGUGUAAUAUCCCCAGCACCUUCAGCGGGCACGGGAAGUGGGUCAAGAACAAGUACUCCAACACCCACUGGUAGUGAGGAUGCCCCUCAGGGGAUCACUGAGGAUGCAGUUAGAAGGUACCUUACAAGAAAACCCAUGACGAGCAAGGACUUACUACAGAAAUUUAAAACAAAGAGAACAGGAUUGUCUAAUGACGAAACCGUGAAAAAGAUUGCAGCCAUCUUAAAGAAGUUACAACCAGAUCAGAAAACCAUCAAAGGAAAACUCUACCUGUCGCUUAAGCCGUUAAGUUAAGGAUAAACUGCAAUACUUCACAAAGUAAUGGCCCCUGUAAUACAAUGGGAAGUCAGCGUCAAUCUAGCACAAAUAAGACGUUCUUUGUCGUCCAAAAAAAAUUAUGCAAAGAAAAGGAAUGGAAAGGAAAUCUGACCCACAUUUUAUGCUGUAAGGAUCUCAGGGUGGUCACACAUGAUAGGCCAUUUUAAUAGUGAAUAUGCCAUUUUCCGACUUGGUCGCUAAUUUUUAUUAAAAAUUUCAGCCGAUU
Molecule: messenger RNA, 2058 nt
Organism: Stylophora pistillata
Lineage: Eukaryota; Metazoa; Cnidaria; Anthozoa; Scleractinia; Pocilloporidae
Product: general transcription factor IIF subunit 1
Biological process (GO): transcription initiation at RNA polymerase II promoter; positive regulation of transcription elongation by RNA polymerase II
Cellular component (GO): nucleus; transcription factor TFIIF complex
Molecular function (GO): RNA polymerase II general transcription initiation factor activity; DNA binding; TFIIF-class transcription factor complex binding
Source: RefSeq, a predicted model, not a curated record